This is a messenger RNA of Cuscuta epithymum, 552 nucleotides long. The record is from the annotation of a GenBank genome assembly. Lineage: Eukaryota; Viridiplantae; Streptophyta; Magnoliopsida; Solanales; Convolvulaceae.
UGCGUUUCUUCCCAAAGGUCUCAAUAACACCUAUAUUAAGAGACCCAAGGGAGAUCGUUCAAUCCAUCGAAAUCCGCUUGUAUCCUUAGAGAAUCUAUGAUCAAUGGCUUCAUCAUCUUCUACAACACAAUCAAAGCAUGGUUUCUCCCCAACCGAUUAGGUUUGUUCUGAGCUCAAACAGGUCCAAGAUCACUCUAGGGACCAUUGGUGAACAUCACAAGUGGAAGGAAGGUGCAAAAAUUCCAAAACAAAAUGAAGAUCUUGAAUUUUGGUGUUAUACCCGGUCGAGUAUGCUCCAUACUCGAUCGGGUAAGUUGCUGAAAAGUCAAAUCAAAUCAACCCGGGAACAAGGCAACAUGCAGGAGGAUUUUUUAACUCGAUCGCGUAUCCAUACCCGAUCGGGUGGCCGACAUACCCGAUCAGGUAUGACCCCAGAUUUUCAGUUUCGAGGAAAUAACCCUUACCCGAUCGGUUGAGCUGAAAACCCGAUCGGGUACACGACCCUGCAGGCCUAAAAAGCCUAUAAAUACACCACAUUUCCUCCACAAUAAA